AAAUGGCAGCCUCCGUAAGUCCAUACGAGGAGUGGUUGGCACAGAAAUUGAUUUCAUUAAACCCAGAUGUGGAUGGAGAAGUGUUUGUAACAUACAUUUCCGGAAUCCUAGACACAGAUACGUCGAAUGAAGAGAAAAAGGAGAGCUUGGAGGGAAUAAUUGCAGAAGUAGUGAGUGAUGGUACUGAGGCUGUAUGUGAAGAGCUGAUUGAGAAAUGGGAAGAAAUUAAAGGCAAACAGAAUUCAGGGGCUGAAGAUAAAAUUAGUGUCGAAGACCAGCUCUCGAAGAUCUUGAGUACCCAGAAAUUGACUGUGACCAAAGGGAGAGAACUCACAGCAGAAGAGAAGGCAAGAAAGGCUGCUAUACUGGCACAAUACAGUCAGGUUUCAGAAGGAGCUGAUGACUCUGACUCGAGCGACGACCCAGGGGGAGCUGCAGGGGGUCCUGCCGGAGAUGCUGACCAACUGAUGUUCCGGAACACCAACAAGACAGACGUGGACAAAUCGGAGCGUGAUAAACGAGAUAAAGCGAAGAAGGAUUCGGAUGAGAAGCGUGAGAAGGACAAGCAGGACCGCGAGGCCCAGAAGGCUAAGGCCCAGGACAGGAAGGACACAGAGAAGAAGCGCACUCAGAAAGGGGAGCGGAGGCGGUAACGCUGGCUGGACUUAGGGAAUUCACUAUUUUUGUACACAUCUUUUGACUUGGAAACAGCAUUAUGAAUAUGAAAGAAAAGUUUCCAGAUUGCAGGAACAUUUGAGUAAGACAGACAUUGUUACCAUGAUAACAGACAAAUAUGAUUUACGUCAUGAAGCUGGAAAAAUCAGAUCCAUUUUGUUCUUGGGCAAUGACUUUUGAAGAGCCAGUGCAGUUGGGUAUCUAUAGUGAUCUACAUGUGCCGCCCUUGGCACAGAUUUGAUAUUGGACUGAGAGCCAGAAUGAGUUGAAUUCAUGCUGGAAAUCGUUGCCAUGGUUUUUGACAAACUGUUUCAUGAGAACCAAUAAGUACUGGUAUCACAUUUUGUGGCCUAAAACAGUCAUGAUUGGCAGUAUAGUUGAGAAGUAUUUUAUCUUUUUAGUGUGAUCAGUAUGAAGGAUUUUGACCAAGUUCAGACAACCUCAAUGGGACUGCCUCUUCACGUUUGCCAUAAAGAAGAGAGACUGAAUAUGCUAAAGAUAAAAUGUUUAGGCUCAUCUUCCCGAGGCAAAGGCGUUAGCUGACUUUAAAAGUCCAGUUUCCAUCCUUGCCAAACUAGGCUGGAAUUUCUGGGCUCGAUCGUUGCCCCACCAGUGGCGAUUAAAAGUUAUGUCCCUUCUAUGACCCUCCUAUUGACUAAUCAGAUUCCACCUUCAUAUCACUUGCACUUGCUCCAAACAAGAUGGCGGCACCCACUAUCUGACUGAUAAUCCAAAUCUGUAUAUUAAUAAAACGGGUCUUUCUUCACGAAGUGCAUCAAAUCACGUGAGCACAUUUAUUAGAAACAUGGAAAGAUUUGGAAUAUAUCUGUUGAUGCUGAGCGGGUGGUACACAUGCUUUGCAAAUCUUGCAGUCGACAAAAAUCUGCACUGGGCUUUUUCGAACCGGAUAUCGAUUUCGUUUGGACUAUGCAUAAACUCAUUAGACCAGCCAAAAUAUAACUUCAUAAGCCCAGCCUAGUUUAGUAAGGGUGGAAACUUGACUUUCAUAGUCAGUUAAUUCCCUUGCCUCAGGAAGAUUGUUUAAGCUGUGCAAAUGUCAGGUUUAUGUGAACAUGAAAAUCUAGUUAACUUUUGAUUGUUGGACAUCGCUGACACAUUAGUCUGUCCUCUGUCUCUUGCUUUCAAACAAAGGAAAGUAAAUUGUAGACACCAUUUGCUUAUUACUUUGGUAUAUUCUGGGGUAAAGAUUGCCCAACCAACCUGUGUUGUUCAUGUGAGGAGAUUAAUGGAUUGGGCUGUCAGACUUACUGACCUGGUAGAUAGUGUGUCAUCAUACCCCAUUGGUGUGGAAUGUUACUUAGCAUUUGAGAUCACAGGAUUGUCUGGUCCUGAUUUGAUUAUUUAUUGUCGGCUGUCAUUUAGCAGGAAUGUUGCUGAGUGCAGCAUGCAUGGAGUCAUGCAUGCACACACAUGCACACAUGAGCACACACGCACGCACGCACACGCACACAGCACUACCUUAUAACCAUGACAACAUGAGAUUAGAGUUUUUGCAUAAUUUGGAGGGAUGUGAGAAGAUGUGGUCAAAUUUGUAGCAAAACCAUACUUACAUACAGUGACACUCUGUUUGUCUGAUGGGGGCAAGGGUGGCCCAGUCGUCUAAGGCGCCGCGAUUCGCUGUGCAGAGUUGUGUCCCUUAGGCACGCUAGAAACCUAUGAUUGUGGGUUCGAAUCCCGGUUCGCCCCGUUUAUGUUUCUAGGUUUUUCAGCACCAUACCUGUGCUCGUGGGUUUCACCUAAGUGGUAAAUGUCUUAGACCUGCAUCACUUCGGGCUUUCCUCCCACAUUAAGCUGACACGCCGCGAUAUAACUGGAAUACUGUUAAAAGCGGCGUCUGACCCAUCAAUCCGAAACCUGCUUCUAUGAAAGGCGAAACCUGCAGAUAUACCAGGUGGUACUGUCAGGGUGUACAAGAUCAGUGUAUGCACACUUCUCUUUUUGUCACUUGGGCGGUCGGGUAGCCUAGUGGCUAAAGCGUACGCUCGUCAUGCCGAAGACCCAGGUUCGAUUCCCAACAUAGGUACAAUGUUUCAUACAUUACCAAUUACCGGGAUGUUGCUGGAAUAUUGCAAAAAGCGGCGUAAAACCAUACUCACUCACUCACUUUUUGUCACUUAGCCCAUAGGCUUACUGUACAUGACACUGUGCAAAGGCAGAACACCUGAUGGCAUGGCAGAUUAACUGAAGCAAUAUGAAAGAAUCAAAUGUUCCUUGAUCUCUUUGUAAAUGAAUUCCCAUCCCUCUUGGUAAAGGUUCAAACGAAUGAUGGUUAUCCAAUGAUUAUUAAAUUUGCAUUUUCAAUUUGAUUUUGAGAAUAACAUUUUCAAUUAUUGUACUUUUCUUUCAGUAGAAGUCAUUGAUUUCAAAAGUGUGGCUUGUUUCCCACAUGGACAUUUUAUGGAGGCAUUAAAUAUAUAUGGAUUGCGUCACAGGUUGUGGACACUGUCAGCACUCUGUCUCUUUAAGUACACUAAAAAGUCUCUUAAUAGUGUAUCAUUUUAGUCAGACCUUGAAAAACUGACAUAUGUGGAGAAUCUGUGAGUGAGAAAGCAUGUAUACAUUUAUUUAGUUUUGAGGAUGCGUUUGUUUUCUGUAAAUAUGUGUGACCUUUAUCACACAAAUGAAUUGUUUGAUAGGCAUUACUUCGACAGAUGACGGAUGACAAAGUAGACACAAUUUAAGGAUACCAACUUCUUUAAUACUGAAAAGGCGACGUUUCUGUAUAGAUCCUUAUACCGUUGUCAAGCUGACAGGAUAAGGAUCUAUACCGAUAAAAGUGAUAAAAGCAGACACAAUUUAUUGAUAACAACUUCUUUAAUACUGGCAGCUUGACAAUGGUAUAAGGAUCUAUACUGAAACGUCGUCUUGACAGUAUUAAAGAAGUUGUUAUCAAUAAAUUGUGUCUACUUUUAUCACUCAAGUUGCUUAAACUAUUGGGGAUAGACAUCAUGAGUUUAUUCAGCUAGUCAACAGCUCAUUUUGGAUUAGAUUUGGGAAGGUAAAGCCCUCCGGGUUAUCACUAGUCUUUGCAUUAGUGGCCAUGUCUAAAUGAUCUUAACCAGUGAAUGGAUACCAGCAACAGAAUUACAUCUACUUCAAUCUGUUUAUUUGUUAAAGUAGUCUUCUGUCGAAGAGUGUGUGAGUAUGGUUUUACACCGCUUGUUGCAAUUUUCCAGCAAUAUCACUGCAGGGGACACCAGCAAUGAGCUUUGCACAUUGUACCCAUGUUGGGAAUCGAACCCGGGCCUUCGUCAUGACCAGCGUAUGCUGCAGUGACAAUGGCCUGCAGAGAAUAGGAUUAUGAACAUGAAGGGUUUGUUGAUAUCAGAAGGUUUUCCCUUUUCACACCUUUGCAGGUUAUCUCCACUUUUAUGUUUUAAUUUAUUUCGGUCUAAUGAAAACUCUUGUUUUUUUAUUUUGUUCGUAACCGUAUUUCCCCGAUUAAACACUGGGGAACGAAGUAUCUGAACACAAUAAAAGCUGGGUAGUUAUUAUGCAUGGAAUUCUCUCAAUUAUUAUUGAUCAAUCCCAAAUAAUUUCAUAAGGCAUACCAUUUUGUAUUUGGACAACAAUAUGUGUACAUCACAUUGUUCCACUAAAUACACUAAACAGACCUUUCAAACUAUGGUACCGAAGAUGGGUCUGAGUAAAUCCUUAGUCGGAAAUUGAAAUGAUUAACUCUGGGCCUAGAUUAAACACCGGGCCUCCAUUAAACAUGAGCGGUAAAGAAUGUUUGAAAGAAGCAUAUGCCCAGACAUUUAAUCGAAGAAAUAGGGUAGUGGACAUUGUUGUUUUGCGUGCACCACACCGUGGAUACUGAUAGUAUGUGAUAAUAUGUCUCCUUGUGAAAAAGACGCAUGCGUGGUCUAUUGUUCUUUACCUUCUCCCAGCUGGAAGGGUAAGUUUACCAGCCCUCAUUUAUUGUGUAGAAUGUAAUGCAGGGGGUCUAUUUAAUGUAGGACUUUUUGAAAUAUUUUCCUGGAUUGUUUGUAGUAUGUGCAUAAAGAAUAUACAAAAAUA
Messenger RNA from Haliotis rufescens (red abalone), 4716 nucleotides. Its product is annotated as coiled-coil domain-containing protein 43-like. Bases 3 to 653 code for a protein of 216 amino acids. Lineage: Eukaryota; Metazoa; Mollusca; Gastropoda; Lepetellida; Haliotidae. The record is from RefSeq and is a predicted model, not a curated record. The transcript is spliced from 5 exons.